This is a messenger RNA of Zingiber officinale, 1936 nucleotides long. RefSeq names its product AP2-like ethylene-responsive transcription factor TOE3. The coding region runs from base 316 to 1725 and encodes 469 amino acids. The record is from RefSeq and is a predicted model, not a curated record. Gene Ontology annotation, biological process: regulation of DNA-templated transcription. The transcript is spliced from 10 exons. Gene Ontology annotation, molecular function: DNA binding; DNA-binding transcription factor activity. Lineage: Eukaryota; Viridiplantae; Streptophyta; Magnoliopsida; Zingiberales; Zingiberaceae.
UUGAGUGGAUGAAUUGGAUUGGAUCAAGUAGGAACGUGUGAUAAGUAGAGGUCCAAGUGGAGGAGACCACCAUGGCUGGCUCCUCAAAGGAAAACUCCUUUUCCAUUUUAACUUUUAACUUACACUUUGGUGAAAGAUGGAUCCUUUUUUGAUGUAUGCAUAGUGUGUGUUCCUUUCUCCCUGCUGCUGAGCUUUGAGUGGCACAAGUUUGGUAAAGCGGCUGCUGCUACUGACGCCGCCUUUAAAUCGAUUGUUUUGAGAAGAAAGAUUGGAGUUUGAGGGUGGAAAGGAGAUAAAGGAGGGAUUUUUAGGUGGAUGAAAGGGUCUUUGGAUCUUAAUAGUGUUGCCUCGUUGGAGGAGGAUGACGAUGGCGACCUGGUGGAGGCGUCGUCUGCCGGCGGAGAGGAGGAUAAGAGCAAUCCGGCCAGGGAGGUCUACGCCGACGCCGAGAUCAAUGAGUCCAACGCCGGAGGAUCUGUCGGGGACGAGGGCGUGGCGUGUUGCUGCGCCGGUAAGAUCUUCGGGUUUCCCAUCUCCCACUGCGGCGAGGAGAGCGAACCGCCGGCGGUCGUCACUCGGCAGUUCUUUCCUUCGGUCGGCGGCGAUGGGGGCGGCGGCGGCCGUACUCUGCCUACGCCGCCGCCCCCUGGCGCUCAAUGGGCCGGCGCUCUGAGGUUUUGCCACUCGACGGAGCGGGUGGUGGUCGGAAAGCCGACGGAAGUGCCGCAGCCAGUGAAGAAGAGCCGCCGCGGGCCGCGGUCGAGGAGCUCCCAGUACCGCGGCGUCACCUUCUACCGGCGGACCGGCCGGUGGGAAUCCCACAUAUGGGACUGUGGAAAACAAAUCUAUUUGGGCGGUUUCGACACUGCUCAUGCUGCUGCAAGGGCAUACGACCGAGCAGCAAUCAAGUUCCGUGGCGUCGAUGCAGAUAUAAACUUCGACUUGGAGGAUUACGAGGAAGAUCUGAAACAGAUGGGCAAUCUCACCAAGGAGGAGUUUGUUCAUCUUCUUCGACGACAAAGCACGGCUUUCCCGAGAGGCAACUCCAAGUACAUUGGCGUUACCCUGCACAAAUGUGGGAGAUGGGAAGCUCGAAUUGGACAAUACAUGGCGAAGAACAGGUAUGUUUACCUUGGCCUCUUUGACACUGAAAUUGAAGCUGCUAGAGCUUACGACAAGGCCGCGAUCAAGUGCAGUGGCAAGGACGCGGUGACGAACUUCGAUCCAAGCUUCUACUCGAACGAGCUCAAUCCCCAGACUGCUUCUGUUCAGCACAGUCUCAGCUUGAGCUUGGGGAGCUCGAGAUCCAAAAGGGAUGAAGACGCAAACGGGAUGGACCAAGGAGUUUCACUCGGCUUCGAGCCUGAAUGGAGUCGCAACACCAGAUUAAAGUUUCCUGGGAGCGAAAGCAGAAGCCUCCAUUCUCCAAUGCUCAUCGGUGCUGACGAAAUGUGCAAGUACUCGCAGCUUAUGAUCAUUCCUCCGCAAUUCGCUGCCCCUAGAUUUCAUCAGUAUGUGAGCAGCACAAAUGGAGGUGGUGAUCAACGGCGCACGAAUUUCGGUUGGGGGAACGACAGUGGAACUUGGCCGUCAGCGGCUGCACCAUCGACUCACUUGUUCUCGGCCGCCAAUUCAGCAGCAUCAUCAGGAUUCCCACCACAAAUACCAGCAUUGCCUUUCACUUGGCAACAGAAGAACGAGUACCAGUCCAUUAGGCCAAGCUGAAUGAAAGCAUAGUUUGUUGCCUCUGCUGUCAAAGGAGCAAACAAUUAGCAGAAGACAGUCAACAUUGAAUGAGUGAAUGACAUAGUGGCCAUGUAUCUAAUGGAAGAGUGGAGUGAGUUGUUGUAGAGCACAGCAAAGACUAGUGAAGCUGUUCUACCUUGUUAUUUAAGGAAACUAAGCUCCUACUGCAUAGUUCAGCUUGUUUGAUCUA